AUGGCCGGACAGCAGCCCGACUCGUGGGAGGAUGCCGUCGACGAAGACCUCGCCAACCAGACCCAGCAGCGCCUGAACUUCCAGCAGCAGCCGAACACAUUUACACCCGGUGCGAACACCUUCACUCCCGGCGCACAGUCCUUCCAGCCCGGGCAGCAGUACCAGCAAUACGGCUACGGCCAGCAGCAGUACAACGGCUAUCAGCAAUACGGCCAGCAAGGGUACGGUGGUGGCUACCAGCAACAACAGCAACAAUAUGGCUACGGCCAACAGGGCGGCUACCCUCAGUACGGCCAGGGCCAGCAGCAAGGGUAUGGCCAGAAGUACCAGCAGUACCAGCAGCCUCAGCAACAGCAGCAAGCAUAUGUGCCCCCCGGUGCGCGGCAGCAGCAGACGCCCACGAUCGCGAGGCGUGGAGAGGCCCUUCCCACACAGCAACCAGCCGCUCAGGCACAGAAGCCGGCCGCAGCGAACGGAACGGCACCGGUCAAGACUCUGUCACUAAGCGCCAGCGACACAGGAGCUGCUGCACCAAAGGUCGAGAAGACUGCAGGUACCAAGGUCCUGUCACUUGGCACGCCUGCCGCCGCCCCAGCAGCAGCAGCUGAGAAGCCAGCCAAGGAAGCUGUCAGCAAAGAGGCGCCCGCGGCCGGUACUAAGGUCGCUGCUGCUCAGGCGAUCGAGAAGACGGGCGAGCCCACCGCAGCAGUCAGCGGCAGAACAACACCUGACCCUUCUGGCUCUGGACGAUCCUCGCCCUCUCGCGCAGAGCAACGAGCAGAAGCACGAAGAGCCGACCUGGUCGCUCAAGAGCAAGCACAAGAAGUCGAUGAUGAGGCACUCAAAGACAUGUAUGGCAAGGAGCAUGUGAACGUCAUUUUCCUGGGACACGUCGAUGCCGGAAAGAGCACAUUGGGCGGCAGUAUCCUGUUUGCGACUGGUAUGGUCGAUGAGCGAACAAUGGACAAGUACAAGAGAGAUGCGAAAGACAUGGGUCGAGAGUCAUGGUACUUGUCAUGGGCGCUGGAUCUGAAUAAGGAGGAACGAGCAAAGGGCAAGACUGUCGAGGUCGGCAGAGGCUUCUUCGAGACCGAAACACGACGAUACUCCAUCCUGGAUGCUCCCGGCCACAAAACAUAUGUACCAAACAUGGUGUCAGGUGCUUCGCAGGCCGAUGUCGGUGUGCUAGUCAUCUCAGCACGAAAGGGAGAAUACGAGACCGGUUUCGAGAAGGGUGGCCAGACGCGAGAGCACGCCGUUCUCGCCAAGACACAGGGUAUCAACAAGCUCAUCGUGGCAGUGAACAAAAUGGACGAUGCAACCGUCAACUGGUCAAAGGAGCGCUUCGAUGAGUGCACAACCAAACUGACUGUAUUCUUGAAGGGUCUUGGUUACAACCCGAAGACUGAUCUGGCGUUCUUGCCCGUCUCUGCACAGACCACCGUGGGCAUCAAGGACCGAGUGCCCAAGGAGACUUGCCCUUGGAACGAUGCGCCUGGCCUUCUCGAGUAUCUCGAUGGUAUGAAGACACUGGAACGCAAGCUCAAUGCACCAUUCAUGAUGCCCGUGGCCGCCAAGUACAGAGACAUGGGUACCAUGAUCGAGGGCAAAAUUGAAGCUGGAUACAUCAAGAAGGAGAACAAGUAUCUGCUCAUGCCAAGCAAGGCAGAAAUUCAGAUCAGUGCACUCUACGGUGAAAGUGAAGAAGAAAUUCCCCACGCAACCUGCGGUGAGCAGAUUCGGUUGCGCAUCAAGGGCGCUGAAGAAGAAGAUAUCCUACCAGGUUUCGUGCUGUGCUCACCAAAGCGACCCGUUCACAAUGUCUCAGCCUUCGAGGCUCAGAUUCGGUUGCUGGAGCUGAAGUCCAUCCUCUCUGCUGGCUUCAACUGCGUGCUGCAUGUUCACUCAGCCACGGAAGAGGUCACUUUCGGUGCGCUCCUGCACAAGCUGGAGCCUAAGACAAACCGCAAAUCCAAGAAGCCUCCAGGUUUCGCCAAACAGGGCAUGAACAUCAUCGCUCGUUUGGAGAUCAUAGGCGGUGCCGGCAGCGUUUGUGUAGAGCGCUUUGAGGACUACCCACAACUUGGCAGAUUUACUCUCAGAGAUCAGGGUCAGACUAUCGCUAUCGGCAAGAUAACGAAACUCAUUACGGACACUCCAGCCGCUUAA
Molecule: messenger RNA, 2169 nt
Organism: Fulvia fulva
Lineage: Eukaryota; Fungi; Ascomycota; Dothideomycetes; Mycosphaerellales; Mycosphaerellaceae
Product: Eukaryotic peptide chain release factor GTP-binding subunit
Exons: 1
Coding region: 1-2169 (722 amino acids)
Biological process (GO): translation; translational termination; nuclear-transcribed mRNA catabolic process, deadenylation-dependent decay
Cellular component (GO): translation release factor complex
Molecular function (GO): GTP binding; GTPase activity; translation release factor activity
Source: RefSeq, a predicted model, not a curated record